CUUCGCUGACUCGUCCAAAGGAGGGAUGUACUCCCGGCCGGGCUGCGCGCUCGCUGCCUCUCCCCUCAUGGGAUUGCCUGCACUGAGAGGCUGGAGUUGGAGCGCUUAGCUCCCGCGGAGCCGGGAGAAGACGGAGGGGGAGCAAAAUUAAUACACAGAUAUACACAGAGAGACCCAUACAGUCCUUCUGCUGCACUUGCUGCUCGCCCUUCAGUCCCGCGAGGGGGCGGCUCCGGCCGGCGCCCAGACCAAGGGCUGGGAAUGAUGUUGAAUCCAUGCAUCUUAGACUCCGUAGGAUAUAGAUGGAGAAACUGGAGCAGAGAGUUAUUUCAGUAACUCAAUUCUUUUACCUGCUUACAAUGACUGAAUAAUAGAACUGGAAGUAGAGCCUCAUCAUUUAACUGGACGAAGCUGUGCCAUCCUCAGGGACAUAUCAAAAGGUGGACUGGAACCUCUGGGAAGAUUUAAAGUUAACUGUUAUUUGGUGGUGGCCUGAGGAAAUAAUAUCAACCCUGAUGUUGUCCUGAAACUCAUGUCCAAAGUUCAAAACUAUCGGAACUGCUAAGAUGCCUCAGGAACAGUAUACUCACAACAGGAACAAUAUGCAGAGCUCUGAAGGACCGCAGGUAUACAAAGUAGGGAUUUAUGGCUGGCGGAAGAGAUGCCUCUAUUUCUUUGUUCUUCUCCUAAUGAUUUUAAUACUGGUGAACUUGGCUAUGACCAUCUGGAUUCUCAAGGUCAUGAACUUCACAAUUGAUGGAAUGGGAAACUUGAGAAUCACAGAAAAAGGUCUAAGGUUAGAAGGAGACUCAGAAUUCUUGCAACCUCUCUACGCCAAAGAAAUCCAGUCCAGACCAGGCAACCCACUGUACUUCAAAUCUGCCAGAAAUGUUACAGUGAAUAUACUCAAUGACCAGACUAAAGUCCUUACUCAGCUUAUCACAGGUCCCAAAGCAGUAGAAGCUUAUGGAAAAAAAUUUGAGGUGAAAACCGUCGAUGGAAAAUUGUUGUUUUCUGCAGAUGACAAUGAAGUAGUGGUUGGAGCAGAAAGGUUAAGAGUCUUGGGAGCGGAAGGCACAGUGUUCCCUAAAUCUAUAGAAACGCCUAAUGUGAGGGCAGAACCCUUCAAGGAACUAAGACUUGAGUCUCCUACCCGUUCCUUGGUGAUGGAAGCCCCUAGAGGAGUGGAAAUCAAUGCUGAAGCUGGCAAUAUGGAAGCCACAUGUAGGACAGAGCUCAGGCUGGAAUCCAAAGAUGGAGAGAUCCAGUUAGAUGCUGCCAAAAUCAAACUACCUAGACUGCCUCGAGGAUCUUAUUCCCCUACAGGAACCCGGCAAAAAGUAUUUGAGAUCUGUGUCUGUUCCAAUGGAAGACUCUUCCUGUCUCAGGCAGGAAGUGGUUCUACCUGUCAGAUCAACACCAGCGUCUGCCUCUGAGAAAGACUGAGUUUCACGGACAGUGGAGGAUGGCACUGGGGCUGGUUUUUGGUCUCAAUGAACACUUGCUGUGGACUCUUGACUAGAACCCAGAAAGCAUCUUGGAGACCUUUUUUGGUGCGUGUGUGUGCGUUGUGAAUGUGUGUGAGGGUGGGGCUAUGAGACAUAUAUAUUGAUAGAUAUAAAUAAAUAUAUAUAUAAAUAUAAAUAUAUAGAUAGAUAGAAAUAGAAUCCUCUGUAUAAAAGAAGGUUUCAGUACAAAAGGAUCCAAGGGUGACCCCCCAGUUACACAUUAUCAAUCUCUCACAUCUAAAUUCAACCUCAAUCGCAGACUAUCAGACUGGAUAUCCCCAGACUCCUGAAACCCAACAACAAUGCAAAGUCUGCCAUGCCAUGCCAUAGACUGGUGAGAUCCCUUUAACAUCAUGAAAUUCCAUUUGCAUCAGCCAAAAGCGGGACUCUACAUUUUGUGAAGGGUGAUAAGGCAACCCUUCUUUCUUGUGAUGGUCCUGGGAGAUUUGGAACAUCCAAUUCUGCACUUCAAGGCAGAGCAGGGAUGGGAACCUAAGAAGCCCAUGUCUUAUUCUUGACCAUGUUGUGGGUUCUCAGUGGAGUAGGUUCAGGUUUUAGACUAUUCUCCUCAUUCACAUGAGCCCAGUAUCUCAGUAUGGUAUUCCUUACCAAGUAAGAUGAGUCUACUGCCUCAUCCAGGAUGCUGUGGCCAAUUUAAGAGAUAGCUAUAUUAGAAAGUAGGAAACUAGCUCAAAUUGUGAGUUGCAAAACCUCUUCAUUCUUAGCAAGGAGGUUGUCAGUUUGUUUCUAGAUUUCUCUAUUCUAGAGAAAAUAUCAUAAAGUGGCCGAUGUUUAAGAUAUGUCCAAGAAGUGAAAGUAUCACAUUGGUCUACAUUCAGAGGGUACACCCUGUGAAUGAAAUAAUUUUCUUUGAGGCAUAAAAUAAGAUGCAGGUUUUAUUCAUCAGAAAAUGUACAAUUAGUCAUUAGCCAUUUAAAGGUUUGUUUGGUUUUUAUAAUUAUCUGGAUUAAGGAAGAGGAUAAAAUCGAUCCAUUUUGGCCACUUGGGUAAAGGAAAGAUUGGGAGAGAAUAUAUCAAAGGAUAAGCUACUAAGAGAUAAGAUCUAACAAAGGUUAAGUACAAUCAAAAAAGCGCUUCCUCAAAGUCUGUGAGUGGACUAGAUUUUUCAGUGCAUUUUCUCACAAAGAUUUAGCUCCGAUCUACUCCAUCUAAGAUCUAGCUUUGGCAACAUAUUGGCAACAUACCAGAAAGGUCAAAUCUCUAUUUUCAUUGAGUCAAUAUGCAAUGCAAUCUUUUUAUCAGAUGCAUAUAUCCUGUUGUUAAUGCCAAUGUUUCUUUCCUGCCCUGUUGGACUUAUUGAUUAUUGGGAAGAAGUUGGACAGGGAAUGGGGGAUUCAGAGAGGAGAACAGCUUUAAUUCUAGUAGAAGUAUGAAAUCUCCCAGAGCCAUUGGUGCUGCCACACAUCCAGACUGGCUGUCACCAUACACUCCCAGCCAUCAGCUAAUUGAUUAUGUCUAUGGCCAUCUUCCUACCACUGUCAAUGUGAGGGGUCACCCUGGAUUGCGGUUGUACUGGGACAAGGGACUGUACUGUCUCUGUUCAAAGAGGGGCAAAUCUGUGCCUAUGCCUUAAAGUCAAUGCACUCAGCAAGGAGAAGCACAUCUCAUUUAUCCUGUCAUUUGAUGUCAUUUAUUAAUUUAGCCAAGGGGGCAGGGGCAGGGAAUGGGAUUGUCAGA
This is a messenger RNA of Sarcophilus harrisii (Tasmanian devil), 3206 nucleotides long. It is a transcript of the gene SGCD, whose product is annotated as sarcoglycan delta. The coding region runs from base 567 to 1436 and encodes 289 amino acids. Gene Ontology annotation, biological process: heart contraction; cardiac muscle tissue development. The transcript is spliced from 11 exons. Lineage: Eukaryota; Metazoa; Chordata; Mammalia; Dasyuromorphia; Dasyuridae. The record is from RefSeq and is a predicted model, not a curated record. Gene Ontology annotation, cellular component: sarcoglycan complex; sarcolemma.